This is a messenger RNA of Capronia coronata CBS 617.96, 1005 nucleotides long. RefSeq lists its product as uncharacterized. The transcript has a single exon. The coding region runs from base 1 to 1005 and encodes 334 amino acids. The record is from RefSeq and is a predicted model, not a curated record. NCBI's taxonomy places the organism in Eukaryota, Fungi, Ascomycota, Eurotiomycetes, Chaetothyriales, Herpotrichiellaceae.
AUGGGGACUCUCUUGCGCUUUCUACAUGGUCAACUUUCGACUCCGCCGAUGCCUGCAGUCGACCUGACUGGGCGCACCAUCUUGGUCACUGGAGCCAAUUCUGGCCUCGGUCUCGACGCCGCCAAAUUGUUGGUGCAGCUCAACUGCAGCACUGUCAUCUUGGCAUGUCGAAGCCUAGAGAAAGCAGAAAAGGCCAAAGAGAUCGUGCAGGCAGUGCCGAGCGCAAAUGGGCAAAAGCCGUCUGUUAUUACGAUGGAGGUGGACAUGGCAUCAUUUUCCAGCGUUGUCGCCUUUGCCCAACAAUGUGAUAGCAUGCCCCGGCUUGACGCCGCGGUAUUAAAUGCCGGGGUCGACCUCACCGAAUUCUCACUGUCGGAGGGAUACGAGACCACCAUCACGGUCAACGUUAUCUCGACAUUUCUCCUUGCCACAUUGAUGAUUCCCAUCCUGCGUAGGUCGGCACAGAAACACAGCAUCUCGCCUGUGCUCGCCAUUACGGGUUCAGUGGUGCACUUCUGGGCUAGUCCAAAAGACAUCACCAGGCCGGCCGAGGGACAGAUUCUAAAGACUCUCUCUGAUAAGGGAAAGGCAGACAUGAAAGCGCGAUACUAUCUCAGCAAACUGAUUGUGAUGCUCCUGGUGAAACACCUGGCUUCCUUGUUGUCGCAUUCCGCUCAGCAGGAUCCGAAUGGCAAACCAUUGGUGGUCGUCAACAACGUGGCUCCAGGGUUUUGCACGACCAACCUAUUCCGCCAUGAAAACGGUUUCCCGAACAAUUUGAUGCUGAAAGCGGUCGGGCGACCAAGCGAACAAGGUGCUCGAACAUUGGUGCAUGCAGCCACGGCAGGCAAGGAAACUCAUGGACAAUAUCUAAGCGAGUGCCGGGUCAAGUCGUACAGUGACUAUGUGAAAAGUGCGGAAGGGGAUCGAACGGCAAACAGGCUCUGGAGCGAACUAUGUGCGAUCUAUGAAGAGGUCAAACCAGGUUGCACGAAGGAGCUGUGA